AUGCCACCAAAACGAUCAAGAAAGAUAUCAAAACCAGUCACUCCCCACGUGUCUGCCAACCAGAGCACGUACUUUCCAUUAAAUCUCAUAUCAUGGCUGCACGAAACGGACGGAUCGCAUCUCGUUCUACCUUUGAUUCUCGUCUUUACCAUUCUCAUCAAAUGGAGAAAAGGACAAGAACCCAUCCACGGUGACUUUGAAGCUCAACGACACUGGAUUGAAAUCACAUACCACUUACCCAUCAACAUGUGGUAUCGCUACGAUUUGAAGUAUUGGGGAUUGGAUUAUCCUCCGCUGACUGCUUAUCAUAGUUUGAUUAUGGGUGAAUUUGCAAACGCCAUACAACCGUCAUGGAUUGCACUAGAUACAUCUAGAGGCAUUGAGUCAGAGUCCCUCACAGUGUUUAUGAGAGCAACUGCUCUUAUAACCGAGUAUUUGAUAUAUGUUCCUGCUCUGAUUAUGUUUGUAAGGAAUUCAUGGUACAGGACACGGCAAUCUCAAGAUCUUUGGAUACUGCUAGUUCUGAUGCAGCCGGCGCUGAUGAUUAUAGACCAUGGGCAUUUUCAGUACAAUUCCGCCAUGCUUGGACUCUCACUACUAGCAAUAGCAUGUUUCGCAAGCAAUCGAUACCUUUAUGGAGCAGCAUCAUUUGUCGCUGCCAUCUUCUUUAAGCAGAUGGCAUUAUACUAUGCACUUCCGAUAUUCGCGUGGUUGUUGGGUCGGUGCGUUGGUGGUGGUAGUCAGAGGUCACCUAGUUUCUCUCACGGAUUUAAACUUUUUAUAGAGCUCGGAAUCAGCGUCCUCAUAACAACCACCAUCCUCCUAUCCCCAUUCCUCGUGGCAUCAUCACCACUCGACGAACUCGCCCAAAUCCUGCACAGAGUCUUCCCUAUAGAACGAGGCCUCUUUGAAGAUAAAGUUGCUAGUUUCUGGUGUGCCCUAAACGUCAUCAUCAAACUCCGGACUCUCUUCUCAACACAGCUGUUACUUGGACUGAGUACUGGAUGUACGCUCCUCGCACUAGCUAUACCUUGUGUGAAUGCAUUCGUAUAUCCGUGGUCGCUGAAACGAUUAGUGUAUGGACUGACAGCGUCGUCGUUAACAUUCUUCUUGUUUUCGUAUCACGUGCAUGAAAAGUCAAUCUUGCUGGCUGUUAUGCCUGUGACUCUGUUGGUUAUGGAGGAGGGUGCUGUGGCUGUUUGGUUUAAUAAUGUUGCCAUGUUUAGUAUGUGGCAUCUGAUACAAAAGGAUGGACUACAACUACCGUACUUUGGAAUACUGACUCUCUUCAAUUUCUUCACGUGGUCAUACUUUGCAGAGGAAUGGAAUGGGAUACGAUGGAGGAUUGUUGUGCUUUCGCAUCUUCUCCUCGCAUCGCUACACGCACUGGAAUACAUGCUACCACCACCAGAACGGUACCCACAUAUACACGUAGUUGGCAAUGUGCUGGUCUCUGCUGCACAUUUCUGUGGCUUCUUGGUUUACUUUACGUGGAGGAUGGUUCAUAUGCCACCACAUGAUGAAAUUGUGGAUAGGAAAAAGGACGAAUAG
Messenger RNA from Synchytrium microbalum, 1551 nucleotides. RefSeq lists its product as uncharacterized. Gene Ontology annotation, cellular component: endoplasmic reticulum membrane. The transcript is spliced from 8 exons. Gene Ontology annotation, molecular function: dolichyl pyrophosphate Man9GlcNAc2 alpha-1,3-glucosyltransferase activity. NCBI's taxonomy places the organism in Eukaryota, Fungi, Chytridiomycota, Chytridiomycetes, Synchytriales, Synchytriaceae. The record is from RefSeq and is a predicted model, not a curated record. Gene Ontology annotation, biological process: protein N-linked glycosylation. The coding region runs from base 1 to 1551 and encodes 516 amino acids.